Anopheles bellator is the source of this 861-nucleotide messenger RNA. RefSeq names its product nuclear protein 1. NCBI's taxonomy places the organism in Eukaryota, Metazoa, Arthropoda, Insecta, Diptera, Culicidae. The record is from RefSeq and is a predicted model, not a curated record. Gene Ontology annotation, cellular component: nucleus. Gene Ontology annotation, biological process: negative regulation of cell population proliferation; regulation of transcription by RNA polymerase II; negative regulation of cell cycle. Bases 217 to 405 code for a protein of 62 amino acids. The transcript has a single exon.
UUGGUUGGAGCAGUAAAAAGUGAGUCGCAGCAGACAAAACAGAAUAGUGGUUCAAAAUCAACAGCAGCGCGAGCAUAAAACGCGUGAGCCCAUCGAUUCGUUCCUCCGUGCCUUUGUGUUUUCCUUCAAAUUCCAACUGCGACACAGCAGCAGCGAUAAGCCCCACCACAGUGCGACCGGAGUGCGAAAGAAGCACGUUCUAGAAACGACCGGAAAAUGUCGGACGAUUACGACAAGUACGAUCUCGAGAUGGAGAAACACAUCCACUCGGGGCACAGCGGCAAGCAGCGCAGCAAGAAGGAAGCGAGCGACCACACGAACCACCACGACCCGAGCGGUCAUUCGCGCAAGAUAGUGGACAAGCUGAAAAACACGGAAGCGAAGAAGAAGCAGCCAGCCAAGUAGGAAGGAGCGCGCCAGCAGAAUCCAAUCCCUUUCGCCAUCGCGCGCGGCGCCCCUUCGAAUGGCCACGGGGACGGACGGGGGCACGGUACGUCACGCGCUCAGGUGGUGUGUGUCCGGGGAUUGGAUUGUCCGUGGGUGGGGGGAGGCGAAGGAGCAGGCAGGGGUCAGUUAGAACAGCUGGCUGAAGACCCGCUGCCUAGAGCUCUAGAGGUGAACCACUGUCUGUGGGAAUUUAUAAUGCGAUGGGCGAUAUCGAUUGCCCCGCGCCCGCUUCUCCGCUGGACAUCUCUCCUUCGUCGGGCCUUAGGCAGCCCCCCUCCCCCCGUCGUCCGUCCGUCGUGCGAAGCGAUGCGUAUCAUUUGCUGAGUGUAUGAUUAUGCUUUGUGUGAUUAACUAUAAGUUGCAACGGUUUUACAAAAGUAAUAAUGAUAAUAAUAAAGGUCUCUUAUCAUCCGA